AUGCCCGGAUAUGGCAAAUUCAUGAAAGAGCUGGUCACAAAGAAAAGGAUCUUGGAAUAUGAAACGAUAGAGGAGCCCCAUAGUUGCAGUGCAAUUAUAACAAAUGAUUCAAUCACUAAGAGAGAAGAUCCUAGAGCAUUCACAAUCCCUUGCACAAUUGGCAUGCUCCAACUUGCUAAAGCCUUGUGCGACUUAGGGGAAAGUAUCAACUUGAUUCCCUAUGCAAUAUACAAGAAACUUGGUUUGGGUGAACCAAAAUCAACCGCAAUGAGACUCCUCAUGGAUGAUCGAUCAAUCAAGCACCCAGUCGGAAUACUCUAUGACAUAUUAGUAAAAGUGGAUCGGUUCAUCUUUUCGGCUGAUUUUGUGAUUCUAGAUUGUGAGAUCGAUACUGAAAUUCCCAUUAUUUUGUCCAUAAAGCAACCAAGUAACAUCCAUGUAUUGUCCACUGAAGAUGUGAUAGCUAAAGCAGUGGCAGUUGUGAGUCAUUUAAUGAUUAAUAAUGAGCCACUUGAAUCGGUGGUUGCUAAUUAUGAUGAAUCCAAAGUUCUGGGUUACGAGGAAGUGGUAGCUGCUUUAUCAUGA
Molecule: messenger RNA, 585 nt
Organism: Solanum stenotomum
Lineage: Eukaryota; Viridiplantae; Streptophyta; Magnoliopsida; Solanales; Solanaceae
Exons: 2
Coding region: 1-585 (194 amino acids)
Source: RefSeq, a predicted model, not a curated record